AUGAUCUACUUGUAUGAUAGCUAUGGUUCUCCAUCAAGCCUGGCUGAGGCUGAGAACUCCACGGUCAUCUCCCUGGAGGAUACCAACGAGGACGAGACCCCUGGAACCCCCAUGGCAGUUGAGACUCUGGUAGAGCCGUCAGCUGUGACUCACGCGCCAUCACUGGACCCUGGAAUCAGCAGCUCUUGUUCAGCAGGUUCAAGCCCCAGGAAUGUUGCUGCCAAGAAGUGGUACCAGAUCGACUUCAGCCCCACCGCCUUCUGUAGGAGGGUCUUCCAGUCUGUGUGCUCAGAGCCACACGCAUGGGAGGACUUUGCUGCUGAGAAAAGCCCCAGAAACAGCGACACAAAACAUAAGAGUGAGGAAAUGAAGGAGGAAAUGUGCAGCAAAUGCGAUUCAGACCGUGGCUCUACGCAGGAGCCUAUCGUGGACCUGCAGGUGCGGAGAGCUGAUCAGUCAACGGUCACUAGUCCAACUUCCACUGCUUCCAUUGUUGUAUCCUGCUACAAGGAUGGAGAGCCCUCUGCUCCCAGAGGGCCUGUGGAUGAGGCUGAUCAUGGCCAAUGCUGCCCCAUGCCUCUUCUCCCACACAUUCCGGUUGGUGAUGGUGUCUACAGCUGCCCUCCUGGCACCACCAGCCAACACACGUCUCCCACCGCCUGGCCCAGUGGCCACAGAGGGUCUGGAGACUCGGAGCAAGGCGGAGGCGAUCCAUCAGGAACUGGGAUGGGGACAGGGUCGAGGCUGCUGGCACUAUAUGAGAUCCACGAGGAGAUUGGAAGGGGCUCUUUUGGGGUGGUCAAGCGCGCCACCUGCCGGCACAGCGGAGAGAAUCUUGCUGCCAAGUUCCUGCCUCUGAGGGGCAGCGGACGAGCCAGGGCUCUCCGGGAGAGGACAGUGCUGGGCCGCCUUUCCCACCCUCGGCUGGCUUGCUUAAGGGACCACUUCUGCACCCGGCGUACCCUGGUGCUGUUCAUGGAGCUCUGCUCCAACAGGGCGCUGCUUGAGCACCUGGUCUCCAAAGGCUCCGUGACGGAAACGCAGGUCAGGAUGUAUGUUCACCAGGUGCUGGAGGGACUAGAUUACAUUCAUCACAUGAACAUCCUCCAUCUGGAUAUUAAACCUGACAACAUUAUGGUGGCCCUAUCGGAAAGGGAAGAGAUCAAGAUCUGCGACUUUGGCUUCGCUCAGGAGGUCAACCCAUCCCUGGAACAGUACAGCCAGUACGGCACCCCAGAGUUUGUGGCCCCUGAAAUCGUAUGCCAGCAGCCUGUUACCAAGGCAACGGACAUCUGGUCUCUGGGCGUCCUUGCUUAUCUUUGUCUCACUGGGCACUGCCCGUUCUCCGGAGAGAGUGACCGUGCCACCUUGAUGAGGGUGCGAGAGGCCCAGCUGCCCUGGGAUGCCCCCCAUGUGGCCUGCAGAAGCACACAGUGCCUGGACUUUCUGCAGUGUGUCCUGCAGGCUGACACUGUAGUUCGGCCAAGUGCCGCUGAAUGCCUACAGCACCUGUGGUUCCAGACCAAAAUGGAAGAUAAGGAAUCCAAUAAAAUCAAUUCCAAGACUCUGAAGUUCUUUGUUUCAAGGAGUAAAUGGCAGUGCUCACUCACUUGCUACGGGUCGAUCCUUGUGCUGCGCCCCAUCGCAGACCUGCUGGCAGCACCACCGCAGGAGACUUCUUUAGCCUCAUCACGGAGUCAUCGUGGCCAUGGUAAUGUCUCCUCCAGUAGUAGUUCCUCCUCAGAAUAUGAUGAGGUGGACAGUUGGGCAACACCGACCUCCACGCCCUAUCUACACAGAGAGGAAGAAGAGCCGAAGGAUUUCACUGGGACCAAAAGCCCAGAAAUCUCUGGGAGCACAGCAGCUACAAAACUCAUGAGCCAAGAAAAAGAGUCUCAUGGGGAAACACUGAAUCAAAAGCUUUCAUUGGACCAAAAAGGCUUCAGUAGACCCAGUGUGGCAUUUGAGCCAGCAGAGGCAGCAGAGCUCCAGCAGGAGUCACAACAGGUCUCCAGCAAACUCGCCCAGGAAGGAUCCCACCAGGCAGUAUUCACAGAGGACAGAUCCACCAGGCAGCUCAUUCCCAGAGAAAGCCUGAUCAGGAGCACCUUCCACCGCAGCUUGGAGAGCCUGGAGGAGCUUUCCCCCUUGUCCGCACGUCGCUUGUUGCUGCGACAGAAGUCGCUCACCAAAAGGCAUGAGCGAAGCAGGUUGCGCUUGAGCAGUAGUCUCUCUGGCCGGCUGGAUGAGCCACUUGUCGAGCAGAUGGAGGACACCCCAGAAGCAGACUUGUCCCGGAGCCAGAGUUUGAGCUCACUGAGCAAAUCCUCUUCACUAGACAGUGGAGACAGAGGUCCUCAUUCCAGCAGGUGGAGGAAUAGGAAGAGCAGAUCUCUGGAUGAAUACUCACAAAGGGCCCUUUCUGUGCCUGAGCUCAGUGAAGAUGUGGAGCAAGUGGAAGAUAGGAAAGAAAAUGGAAAGAAAUGUGUGGAUGUCCUCUCGAACAGAGUGGCAGAGUCAGAGGGUUCAAGCCCAGGAAAAGACUCAACCCAAGAGAGGGGAAAAACCCUUUCCUGGAGGGUUCAUUCUGAUGAAGCCAUGAGGACUGAAACCCUGCAACACUGUGAGAAUGUGAGCAACAGGGACAGGGCCUCAGGACUGGCUGUUGAUGAGCUUGAUGAAGGAGAGAAUAGUCAUUCUUCUGAAGGCAGAUCAGGGCAAGAAGUUCACAGUGCAAGCAAAGACGAACCAAAGAGCAGAGAACCCUCUUCUUUAAAUCCUCUGUUUCUAGAAGCCGCAACGCCUGUUUCCAUGGUGCAGGACGUCUCUGAGUUGCUGGCAUCCUGCUACAGCCUAGAUCCCCUUGAGAGACCUGCCAGGAGUGACAUGCGAUUUGUGGCUUUGGAAAAGCUAGAGGUAGAGAACAGGCUUCCCUUCCCAAAAAUUCACAAAGCCAGGUCAGACAGCAGGAUCUUGAAAGGACACCAUUUGGUGGCUGUCAAGGUGCACAGUGGUUUUUCAUAUGAAGAACCAUGCAAGGAAUACGAGUCUCAUCGCCAUCAUUCUCUUACUGAGCUUGAUGAAGCAGUUGUGGCCACUGAAGACUACAAUGGAACCAAAGAUGUGUACCAAGAACCUUUUCCACAAGAUCCUCAAGACAAAGCCUCAUGUGGCUCUAUGUCCACUCCCCAAGUUUUUUUCACAGUGCCUAAAAUGGUGGUUACAUCUUCAAAAUCGGACUAUGGGCCAGCUGAGUCAGCCAUUGAGGCCUUUUCAAGCCACCUAGAAGACAAGGAUUCAAGUGGUUUUCUUUCUGGCUCUCAGCAUUCUUUCUUUGAACCAAAUGUUCUAGACAGAGAUUUUGAAACCUCUUAUAGCAAAUUGGAGUUUGCUGAAGAAGUCCACCCUCUCCACCAUCUGGAUGUGCCCGUGGGCCAGGAUGAUUCUGAGGAACCCAUGUUCCAGAGCUCUUCGGUAGAGAUUUCACCACAUAUUCGCUCGAAGGAGCCCCAGUCUGUGGAAACUGCGCUGGUUCCAUACCUCUUGGAUAGGAACCGCCAGCUUACCCAGGAGAAGCAGUUGGGGGGCAAUAGGAGCACAGACAAAGAUGAGGCCGAUGUUCUUUCUGGAAAUGUUGGGCUGCUUACCGUCCCAUCUGAAGAAGAGCUGCACCCACAAAUGUCCACUUCGCCUCUCGAGGGCAAGUCUGUGAAACUGGGACUCUUGCGGUUCUUCCGCAGGCAGUCGUGGACAGGGCAGCCGUCUGCUCCCGUGGAGAGGGUGGUGCGCAGACAGGCCUCUGAUGGAGAUUCUCCUGAUUCACGGCAGCAGGAGCCAAACAGGACCCUUGACCUGUCCAUCACAAAGAAGGUGAAGACCUCAGUCUCCAGCAUCUCUAAAGCUGUGCUGGGCAAACAGCCCAGUAAAGAGGAGAAACAAGAAGGAGCCUCCUCCACACUUCAGAGAACGCAAGAGGUGGGCACUGAAGGUCCAGGCUCAUCAAGGAGAACAUCUGCCCUCUUCCCCUUCAGACUGCCUGGGUUCAAGAGAAACAAAGAACCUGUAUUCCUUCAGGAGCUCACAGACAAGGUGGUGUCCCUGGGUCAGAAGGUCACCCUUAGGUGCCGAAUCACAGGCCACCCAACCCCAGAAAUUCACUGGUAUAAGGAGGCAAGAAGACUGAAGAGUAAUAACCGUCUCCGACUGGCCGCCGUGGAUAGAGAACAUCUGUCUCUGACUAUCUUCUCUGCUCAAGAAGAGGAUCUGGGCAGCUACCGCUGUGUGGCCAGCAGUGCCCUGGGCCAGGUGUCCACCUCCUGCACCUUGAUCGUGUCCGAGCUUCCGGCAUCCCCGAGCUGUCCUGAGAUCUACCCCUUGCAAGGAGAUGGGUUUUUGCUGCUGUGGCCCCCUGUGGAUGCUGUUGCAAAGCUCAUCUAUUGCAUCGAACACAGUAGCGCUGGAGGUGGGUGGAGCCUGUUGGCCACUGGCGUGGCCGACAGCUGCUACAUAGUGAGCAACCUGGCCAGAGGGCCAGAGCACCGGUUCCGGGUAGCCUGCCUCACCACAUCUGGAACCGGACCUUUCAGUGAGCCUUCGGCACCUGCCGUCAUCGGGUUCGAUCCCCAAGAGCCCCAUGUUCCGCUCAUCUCCAUGGACACACCGUGGCCCUCGGGGAGCAGCAUCACAGGCCCAAGCUCAGCCCCCCCCUCUUCCUCCACACACAGCACCUACAGCUUCCUGUCGGAGAUCAGCAGGGGGCGCUUCAGUGUGGUGGCAAGAUGCCGUGAAUUCCCAAGCGGAAGGCUCUUUGCUGGAAAAAUCACACCCUUCACGGCGGAGCGACGUCAGUGGGCGCUGCAGGAGUACCGGUUGCUGAAGAGGCUGCAUCACACCCACCUGGCUGAGCUGCACUGUGCGCUCAUCUGGCCGCGCCACCUGGUCUUGGUCCAAGAGCUCUGUUCCGGCCGAGAACUGUUGCACCACCUGGCAGAGCGGGACCUGUACGGCGAGAUGCAUGUGCAGGAUCUUCUGCGGCAGAUCCUCAGCGCCACACAUUACCUGCACCGCAGCUGCGUCGUGCACCUGGACCUCAGGUCGGACAACAUUCUAGUGGGCGAGGGCAACCGGGUGAAGGUGGUGGACCUGGGCUCAGCGCAGAGCUUCUGCCCAGGCGAGUCCCUUCCUGGAGAAAAGCUGCAGGAUUUCACUGGGAGUCAAGCUCCCGAAGUGGCUGAGGGACAGGGAGCCGGUCCGGAGGCUGAUGUCUGGGCCAUUGGUGUUCUCACCUUUAUUAUGCUGAGUGCCGAGGACCCCUUCCGACCCCCACCCCACCCGGAGAGAGAGAGCGCUUGCGGGGGGCGCCACAGCAAGCAGGGAAAGGUGCACUUUGGGCGCUGCUACAGCAGUCUGUCCGAGGGAGCUCUUGCUUUCCUGAGGAGGACUUUAAGCAGUAAACCCCGGGCAAGGCCCUCUGCUGGAGAGUGUCUACAGUUGCCAUGGAUACAAGGGGCACGCCAAGCAACCAAACACCGGGACAGUGUGGUGUGCUUCCCCACAGACAAGCUGCGGGCCUACCUGCAGGUGCAGGAGAGCACACGGGAAUACAGUAAAACCAGGCUGGAGGUCCCUCUGGUGGAAGGAGAUCAAAGCUCAGUGAGCCGGCCAUGAAAAACAUCUUUGCUGACCACCCAAAGUUACUGUGGUGAUUUUUUUUUUUUUAAAAAA
Molecule: messenger RNA, 5724 nt
Organism: Scleropages formosus (Asian bonytongue)
Lineage: Eukaryota; Metazoa; Chordata; Actinopteri; Osteoglossiformes; Osteoglossidae
Product: obscurin-like
Exons: 27
Coding region: 1-5667 (1888 amino acids)
Biological process (GO): intracellular signal transduction; protein phosphorylation; positive regulation of apoptotic process
Cellular component (GO): nucleus
Molecular function (GO): protein serine/threonine kinase activity; ATP binding; protein binding
Source: RefSeq, a predicted model, not a curated record